GCGGGUGCGAUGGACUGGCAGGUGCUGACCAGGGAGCUCUCCCUCUACCUGGAGAGCCAGGUCCGCGUGGGGCUCUUCGGCUCCGGCGUGGGCUUGUCCCUGGUGCUGGGCUUCGGCGUCGCCUACGCCUGCUACUACCUCAGCAGCAUCGCCAAGAAACCCCAGCUGGUGGCCAGCAACGACCGUUUCUGCCGCUUUCUUGAGGAAUAUUGCCCUGUUGUGACAGAAACUUACUAUCCCACGAUUUGGUGCUGGGAAGGUCGGGUGCAGACACUCCUGCGUCCCUUUAUCACCUCUAGACCCCAAGUAAAGUACAGGAAUGAGCUCAUUAAAACAGCAGAUGGAGGACAGAUUUCGCUGGAUUGGUUUGAUAAUAAUGGCAGCUUAUAUUAUCCGGAUGCCAGCACAAGACCCACUGUCCUGUUAUUGCCUGGCCUGACAGGAACGAGCAAGGAAUCCUACAUUCUUCAUAUGAUCCAUCAAAGUGAAACGUUGGGAUAUAGAUGCGUGGUUUUCAACAACCGCGGAAUUGCUGGUGAGGAUCUUUUGACACCAAGGACUUACUGUGCAGCUAACACAGAGGACUUAGAGGCCGUUAUUCAUCAUGUACACAGCUUGCACCCCUCAGCUCCGUUCAUGGCAGCUGGUGUCUCUAUGGGAGGCAUGCUUCUUUUAAAUUACCUGGGCAAAACUGGCAGAGACACUCCUUUAAUGGCAGCUGCAAUUUUCUCUGCGGGUUGGAAUGUUUUUGAAUCUGUAGAAUCUCUGGAGAAGCCACUAAACUGGCUUCUUUUCAACUAUUACUUGACUACUUGUCUACAAUCCUCUAUCAGCAGGCAUCGACAAAUGCUGGAGAAAUUAUUUGAUAUGGAUCUUGUGAUGAAGGCUAGAACUGUUAGAGAAUUUGAUAAGCAGUUCACUUCAGUCAUGUUUGGCUACCGUACAAUUGAUGAUUACUAUGAAGAUGCUAGCCCAUGUCGCAAGCUGAAGUCAGUAGGAAUUCCAGUUUUAUGUCUAAACUCUGUGGAUGAUGUUUUCUCACCAGGUCAUGCCAUACCAGUAGAAACUGCCAAACAAAAUGCGAAUGUUGCUUUGGUUCUGACUUCGUGUGGAGGCCAUAUUGGUUUUCUGGAAGGAAUAUGGCCAAGGAAGUGCACUUACAUGGACAGAGUCUUCAAGCAGUUUGUGCAAGCUAUGUUUGAGCAUGGAAACAAAAUCUUUAGCAUGUAGCUUUGGACCACUAUUAUAGCACAGUGGCACAUUCUGACAAGGGCGGUUAAGCUUAAUGCACAAAUUUUAACUCCUGUAAGCCAGCAAAUGGAUAAAGUCCAUUACUACAUGCAAAAAUAUUUUUUGCCUAAGAUUUUGUAGCAAGAAACUAAAUAUUAUGUUGUCACUUUU
Messenger RNA from Gavia stellata (red-throated loon), 1401 nucleotides. RefSeq names its product abhydrolase domain containing 3, phospholipase (gene ABHD3). The transcript has 9 exons. The coding region runs from base 10 to 1230 and encodes 406 amino acids. Gene Ontology annotation, molecular function: glycerophospholipid phospholipase A1 activity; acetylesterase activity; monoacylglycerol lipase activity. Gene Ontology annotation, biological process: medium-chain fatty acid catabolic process; phosphatidylcholine metabolic process; medium-chain fatty acid biosynthetic process. The record is from RefSeq and is a predicted model, not a curated record. Lineage: Eukaryota; Metazoa; Chordata; Aves; Gaviiformes; Gaviidae.